This is a messenger RNA of Camelina sativa (false flax), 753 nucleotides long. RefSeq lists its product as uncharacterized. Gene Ontology annotation, cellular component: cytoplasm; nucleus. Gene Ontology annotation, biological process: nucleobase-containing compound metabolic process. The record is from RefSeq and is a predicted model, not a curated record. Lineage: Eukaryota; Viridiplantae; Streptophyta; Magnoliopsida; Brassicales; Brassicaceae. Gene Ontology annotation, molecular function: nucleic acid binding; 3'-5' exonuclease activity.
AAGUAGCCUCCCUCCGUCAGAGAGCAGUUUUUGUUUUAUUCUUCACUCAUUCAGAAGAGAAAGUUAAUUGCAAAAUCAAUGGCUCCGAGAAUCAGAAGCAUCGGGAGUUACGCUACUCAGGAAAAAUACUCUGUCGAUUUCUUCGGAGAAGAGUUCACCGUAACCGUGACGCCGGAUCCUUCCGUCAUCGGCCAAUGGAUCCACGACGUACUCUUUCACAACCGCUUCUCCUCUCACCCUCUCGUCGUUGGCGUCGGCGUUCAGUGGACACCGCAUGGUUAUUACUCUGACUCCGAUUCUUCAUCAGGCGGUUACUACGAUCCUCCGGCGGAUACUCUUCAGCUCUGCGUUGGGAAUCGAUGUAUCAUCAUCCAGCUCUCUCACUGUCACCAGGUUCCCAACGUCCUUCACAGUUUCCUCGCGGAUCCAAACUACACGUUCGUCGGUGUGUGGAACAGCCAAGACGCGAGAAAGCUAGAGCGGUCUAGGCAUCAGUUAGAGAUUCGUGAUCUCUUGGAUUUGAGGAAGUACGUUGAAGAUUCGAGAGGACAGAUGAGGAGCUUGAGGCGUUGUUCGUUUAAGGUGAUUGUUGAGGAGUGUUUGGGUUACCGAGGAGUGAAGCUAGAUCGUCGGGUGAGUAUGAGUGAUUGGAGUGAGUACGACCUUUGUGACCGUCAGGUUCUUCAGGCGUCGGUAGAUGCUUUUGUUUGUUUCAAGCUCGGUGUUAAGGGCUUCUCCAUCAAUAGAUAUUAA